Hipposideros armiger (great roundleaf bat) is the source of this 3313-nucleotide messenger RNA. It is a transcript of the gene OFD1, whose product is annotated as OFD1 centriole and centriolar satellite protein. The transcript is spliced from 23 exons. Gene Ontology annotation, molecular function: protein binding. Lineage: Eukaryota; Metazoa; Chordata; Mammalia; Chiroptera; Hipposideridae. Bases 221 to 3220 code for a protein of 999 amino acids. The record is from RefSeq and is a predicted model, not a curated record. Gene Ontology annotation, cellular component: ciliary basal body; centrosome. Gene Ontology annotation, biological process: epithelial cilium movement involved in determination of left/right asymmetry.
GCCACGAUCCCGCCCACCCAUGGGAACCACGGAGACGGAAGUGGCCGCCUUUCUCUGACCGGGUUCUUAGUUCGGAGUGGGAGGCAGAGCGUUCAGAUCCAUAGUUCCUCCGGACGCCUCCGAACAAAGGCAGGACUCUGAGCGCAGGGAUUCCCACGUCCUGGGCCUGCAGCCCGGGCUGGGUCACGAACUCGGAGUGGGGCGGAGCUGGCUUGGGAGGAUGCAAGCCCUUGAGGGCUCCAUGGAUACCAAGUCUACCAUGCCCCCCAAAUCUGAUGUGUUGAGUCAAGAUGAGCUACGCAAAAAGCUGUACCAGACGUUUAAGGAUCGGGGUAUACUGGACACGCUCAAGACUCAGCUGAGGAACCAGCUAAUUCAUGAAUUGAUGCACCCAGUAUUGAGUGGAGAAGUGCGGCCCCAGUCCAUUGCAGUGGAAGGGAGUGCCCUCUUAAUAGGUGCUUCGAACUCUCUGGUGGCAGAUCAUUUACAAAGAUGUGGCUAUGAGUAUUGCCUUUCUGUGUUCUUUCCAGAAAGUGGCUUGACAAAAGAAAAGGUAUUUACUGUGCAAGAUCUGUUACAACUCAUUAAAAUCAACCCUGAAUCCAGCCUCUACAAAUCAUUGAUUUCAGGAUUUGGUAGAGAAAACCAAAAAGGUUUCCUCAUGGAGUUUCUAAAAGAAAUAGCAGCCUAUCAUCAGGCCAAAGAGAUCUAUGAUGUGGGCACUCAGACAAGUCCAGCACUGCCUAGCAAAGACUCCCUUGCUCAGAAGCUUCAGCUUAUUGAUCAUCAGUUUGCAGAUGUUCACUCUCAGUGUCCAAAGUUAGAAUCUUUAGAAGCGAAAUUAAAUGAAUAUAAGAGAGAAAUAGAACAGCAGCUUCAGAUAGAAAUGUGUCAAAAGUUGAAGGUUUUAAAAAAUACUGAAAUUGCAAAACUUAUAAUGGAAGAGAAAAGAAAGUCUGAGAAAGAAUUAGCUGAGUUCCGGAACGAAUUUGAGAGAGCUCGUCAAGCAAAAUCCGAAGCACUUAUUUCUCAGGAAAAGAUGACCCUUGAGAGAAUUCAAAAGUACCAGGAGAUUGAAACGAAAGAAAUUUAUGCUCAAAGGCAGCUUCUGCUAAAAGAUAUAGACUUGCUAAGGGGCAGAGAAGCAGAGCUGAAGCAAAGAAUUGAAGCUUUUGAAUUGGCCCAGAGGCUACAAGAAGAAAAAAAUAAAAGUGUGGCUGAUGCUCUUAGGGCACGGGAGCUGGAUAUAAAGAAGAUUGAGGAGACCUAUGACCAGAAGCUCAAGAAUGAAAUUCUAAAGUAUCAACUGGAACUAAAGAACAGCUACAUCGCUAGAACUAACAGACUGAUGGAAGAAGAAAGGAAGAAUAAAGAAAAAGCUAUACAUUUGCAAGAGGAACUCACAGCUGUUAAUUCAAAAAAGGAAAAACUCAAUCAUUAUGUAAAUCGUGUGAAAGAACUUGAGAUUGAGCUAGAGUCUGUCAAAGCCCAGUCUCUGGUGAUAACAAAGCAAAACCACCUGCUGAAUGAAAAGAUGAAAGAAAUGAGUGACUAUCCACUGCUGAAAGAAGGGAAACUGGAGCUUCAGGCGCAAAUUAAAUUACUUAAACAACAACUGGAAGAGAGUAGAAAUGAAAACUUGAAUCUCCUAAACCGAAUGGCUCAGCCAUCUCCUGAGCUGGUAAUUUUUCAGAAAGAAUUAAAGAAAGCAGAAAAUGCUAUCGCAUUGGAGCAUAAGGAGUUUGAAGCCCACAAGCAAGCUCUGCACAAACAGCUGCAAAAGGAAAUUGAGCAUUCUGCACAGCUGAAGGCCCAGAUAUUAGAGUACGAUGGCUCUGUGAAGAGGCUAACUGUGCAGGUGGCCGAUUUAAAAUUGCAACUGAAACAAACUCAGACAGCCCUAGAGAAUGAAGUGUACCGCAAGCCAAAGCAGUCGCUGAUGCAUCGUUCUGUCAGCGGUUUCGGGGUGCCCUCCGAUGGUGACAGAAGCGGGAAUUUCUUGAAAAAUCCUCUGGAACAGGAAAUGCUGAUGGCAGGCACAGUUACCCCUGUGGUCGCACGUUAUCCAGAGGCGAGCAUGGACGGCGGCUCCCCCGAUUCAGACCUUGAGUUUGUAGCCAGCACCAAGGCAAGAAUGAAGGAGCUGGAGCAAGAGGCCGAGCGCCUGGAGAAAGCUUUCCAAGAUUACCAUCGAAGAGUGAGUCAGUACCCUGCCGCUAAGCGCCCAGUGGCAGCCAAGAGCCGAUCAGCCCUGCACUUGCCUGGAACUCUCAAGAGCAUUAGUUCAAGUACCUCCGAAAGGCGUAUUUUUGCAGAGGAUGGUGCCAUGUCCCAGCAUCCUCUGGUGGGCGACACAACAGAAACGCUGACGGGCAGCGCGGCCUCACGGCCCUGCAGAGGCACUGGCAGACGCCUCUCUUCCAUUCCCCUUGCCAAAGCUAAACGAAGCCUUGAUGGCAAAAUGCAUCUGGAAGGCCUGGGCCGGUCCGCUGUUGCCCCUAGUCCUUGUCCUGACAGAACGCCCCAGCUUUCACCCGCCGAGUCUAGGCACAGCCCUUCUGUCCACUCGCUCCCCAGGUCUUUGGAGCACAAGGCCAGCCUUUAUGAAAGACAAAGUGAACUUCAAGACAAAACUGAAUCUUCAGAUCCAGACAAGCUACCUUUUAAGGAUAAUGAGGAAUUUGAAUCAUCUUUUGAAUUUGCAGGGGACAUGCCAAAGCAGUCUGAAGCGGAUGGCCUCCGUACUGCUGGCGACAUGCCCCAUUUGGACGCAGCUCCUGCCAGAGCUGUCUCCUGUCACUACCCAAGUGUAGAUCAGAAACAACCUGAACAGAGAGAAGACGAAAGCAUAUGGGAGCAGCAAGUGAAAGAGCCAAGGCAGAAAGAAGACAGAAGGCAGAGUGAACAAGAAGCUUUAGGAAGGGAACGAAGAGAGCUGGAAAAACUGGAUCAAGAAACGCGGAUUAUUGAAGAGUCAUUGAAGAUUGAAAUGGAAAAGCAAUUAGAAAUAAGUAGUCAAGAAACGAAAGACAAAUCUGUUUGUGCUGGAAAUCCUUUAGAGAAAUACAUGAAAAUCAUCCAGGAGGACCAGGACCAGGAGGCGGCAGAUAAGAGCCCAACGAAUGUCAGAGAAGGUUCACAAGUGGACACGCUGCCAUCUAGUGACAAAGACAAAAGUUUCAUAGGCUUUUCUCCUGAAGAAUCAGAUGACUUUUGGUAACCAUGUGUGCCGCGCUGUUUCUUACUCAUAUAACUAAAGGCCCGUGAGUUGUCUGUAAUAAGAGAAAAUUCUCAAUAAAAAUUGUAUGUGUAA